AUGGAAAGCCCGAACUGCAAACAAGAGCCACCAUCUCCAUCCAAACUCAAUAGAGAUGAACUCGAGCAAUUAUCACAGGAAAAGGUGGUGCAGAGAGUUAUAGAACUAGAGUCGGAAUUAAAUGAGUUUCAGGAAUCAAGUAAAGAGUUAGAGCAGGCAUUAGAAGAAGAGCUUCAGGGGUUGGAGAAUGAAAAUAGCGCUAUCCGAGAAACGUUGGGCGUAUCAAGAGAGCAGUUACAGAUUUCCAAAGUGACCAUUUCCAACCUUAAUAAAGAAAUGUCCGACUUGAAUGAGGCAGUCAUCACCAAGACCCAAGAAUAUGAGAAACAAAUAAGCUCGUUGAAACAAAAACUUGUUUCUGUUGAAAUUGUUAACGAUGAUAUGGAAGAGAAUGAUCGAAUGUUAUGUAACAAGUUAGAAUUAGCUGGCCAAUUCAAUAAUGAACUAUUAGAAAAAAUAGCCAUAAUAGAGAACGAUCUACACCGGGAAAGACAAACCAACAGUCAGAAGCAAUUGCAUAUUACAAAUUUUGAAAUCACAGUCAAGGAGUUGAACGAAAAAGUCUCUUCGUUGGAGACCAAAUUGAAGUUUUACGAGAAUAACGAUGUUGAAAGCCUGUUCUUGAGCAUGAAGGAUAUUUUAAACGCCGGUCCUCCAUCGUCCAAGAAUAUUCAUGCAUUAGCCUCUGGCAGAGGAUCGAAGAUGAAGAAAUCAGACUCAUUGAAGAAACUUCACCAAUUAACUACUGACUCCGAAAGUAUGUCUAGGAAAGCACGCAACUUGAAAAACUCUGUGUACACUUCCCACAUGAAAUCAUCACCAACGACGAAGUUGUCAAGGCAUACAUCGAAAGCCACUUUACGAGGCAAAUUAGAGGAUAAAGAAAAUAUCGAACCUUCUCAAAAGAAUAAAACAAUACCAAUAUCACCACCAAUAAUGGAUAUAUCUGCAACAGCUGAUUCAGAUGCAAAGGGCCCACAAAGGACCUAUAAUCCAGACCAAUUUCAAACAUCACGACAAGCAUUAGAAGCAGUAAAGGGUUCUCCCAGAAUGAAUAAUAAAGAUUCUUCAAAAGAACCAGGAAUACAUCAGUUAAAGAGACGUCAUCGUCGAACUAACAUUUUUGAUACUUUCAAAUCGUUGAGUCUAAGUAAUAGCAAUUAA
Molecule: messenger RNA, 1164 nt
Organism: Debaryomyces hansenii CBS767
Lineage: Eukaryota; Fungi; Ascomycota; Pichiomycetes; Serinales; Debaryomycetaceae
Exons: 1
Coding region: 1-1164 (387 amino acids)
Biological process (GO): centrosome localization; microtubule nucleation; vesicle transport along microtubule
Cellular component (GO): centrosome; kinetochore; kinesin complex
Molecular function (GO): microtubule binding
Source: RefSeq, a predicted model, not a curated record